Silurus meridionalis is the source of this 2924-nucleotide messenger RNA. RefSeq names its product fibroblast growth factor 24 (gene fgf24). Gene Ontology annotation, cellular component: cytoplasm. Gene Ontology annotation, molecular function: type 1 fibroblast growth factor receptor binding; type 2 fibroblast growth factor receptor binding; growth factor activity. Bases 786 to 1412 code for a protein of 208 amino acids. The record is from RefSeq and is a predicted model, not a curated record. The transcript is spliced from 5 exons. Gene Ontology annotation, biological process: positive regulation of protein phosphorylation; heart morphogenesis; neuron differentiation. NCBI's taxonomy places the organism in Eukaryota, Metazoa, Chordata, Actinopteri, Siluriformes, Siluridae.
CUCGCGGCGCACCGAGUCUCCGCGGCACAUGAACCGCUGACACGCGCUCCGGAUCGUAACACACUCCGACUGCACGCGCUUUUUGAAUAUAUACACACACACCGGAUAAACUCAUCUCGUAUAUAUUUUUGCUAUUGCUGAUCUCUGUCAAUAACUUUUUAUAUACAUAUAUAGAGUUUAUAUAUAUUUUAAUUUUUUUUUUAACUUCACAUCUACCGGACACGGAAAGUUACCAAUGAUCCAUGCUGAGAUGGACUUUACCGGCAGGUACGAGCGGAACUGAACUUCUGAUUACCGGACCGACACUCCCUACACGUGAGACAAGAAAAGGAAAAGAAGAAAAGAGAGAGAGGGAGAGAGAGAGAAAGGGGGAGAGAAGCGCCUGUGGAAUUUGAAGGCGGCGAGGAAGAGUCGCAUCCCGCGUGCAAAUUUAAUCUUUCCGCGCUCGAAGCGAGAGAGAGAGAGAGAGAGAGAGGCGUGCGCGCGCGCGGCGGAGCCAAAACCGCAACAAAAAAAAAAAAAACCUAACAAACAAAAUAAAAAAACAAGCGUGCGGGGGAAUUAGGAAGGGAGCAAAACGGACAGAGAUCCGCAGCCGCUUGUUCGCAUUCAAUCCAGGUUUAUUGAGGAAGAGCCUGAUGUGGCUCCCAGCGGCACAGUUUUACUGCGCUGAUCUCUCGUGUCACUGGGAGCGCGAGACUCCCCCAGGAUUUUGCGCGUGAGGCCUCGGCGCCGAGUUUCGGACUGGACCGGCGAGUGCUGGAAAACAGGUGGAUCUGACCAAGAUGUCCGUGCUGCCUUCGAGGUUCAGCUACGUGUGUUUACAUUUUCUGGUCCUCUACUUCCAGUUACAGGAGUCGCACCAGAGUUCGGCAGACUUCCGCUUCUACAUCGAAAACCACACACGCGAUGACGUGAGUCGGAAACAGGUGCGGAUAUACCAGCUGUACAGCCGGACAACGGGGAAGCAUGUACAGAUCCUUGGCAAGAAGAUCAAUGCUAACGGAGACGAUGGGGGCAAGUACGCUCUCCUUGUAGUUGAGACAGAAACAUUUGGGAGUCAUGUACGAAUAAAAGGAAAAGAAAGUGGCUACUAUAUCUGCAUGAACAAGAACGGCAAAAUCAUUGGCAAGCUCAAUGGGAGUAACCCAGAGUGCGUGUUCGUGGAGGAGUUCUUGGAAAACAACUACACGGCGUUAGUGUCUGCCAAGUACAAAGGCUGGUACCUGGGCUUCAACCGCCGGGGCCGGCCCAAGAAAGGCUCACGGACCACACAGACACAGCAGGAAGUGCAUUUCAUGAAACGCGACCCUAAGGGCAAGGUGGACCCUCAGGAGGAGUUCCGUUUCACCACUGUAACGAAACGGACGCGUAGGGCACGGCGCUUAAGGCCAAACCACAAAACAAACUGAAGUGGCACGGACCGAGCAUGCACUCUUCCUUUACAGACAUCUCAAACGUCUUGCCUUAAGAAAGCAUAAAAGUUAUUUUGAUUAAGCAGCAUGAGAGGAAAGCUGAAAGAUGGCUACAGGACAAAAAAAAAGAGACAAAAAUCUUAAAAAUGUUCAAAGAUAUUUUAUUUUUAUAUUUUUCCAGAUCUCUGAGUCUCUCUUAGGUGUUUGAAUGUCUUUGGGUUAUCAGUAAUGUUAUAUUGUGUCUGUUACUCUCUGUUAUUUAUAUUGGACAAAUUAUGGAUGACAAAAAAAAAAAAGAAACUGUGGUCUCCCACUUUGACGAGUUUACAGCAGCAGGCAUCCUGUUGAAAAGGAGAGAUUUGACUCCCAAUAUCCCAAAAAUAGAUUUCAUUUUGAAUUGGCCCAAACAACAAGGAUCCGUUUUUUCCCCCCCGCUGGAUUGGGCUAUCAUUUAAAUGCAAGAGGAGCGUGAUAACAGGGUCACAUGGCAGGACUCACAGCUUCAACACACCAGCUUCAACACAGGCCAACACUAGCUUUGAGUGCAAUAUUUUGAAGGGCCCGUCCAUGAAGCAUCUCAUUGCCUUCAUUUCUGGUCAGUGAUUUUUUUUUCUGUGAGCUGUCUUGAGCGUUUUCUCUAGGCCUGUCUGCGGGUGAAGUGUGCUUAAUCACACCCAGCAAUUGUAUGAUUCCUUUUUUUUUUUUUUGUACAUUUUUGUGCAACCUGUGAUUCAGCAGAGCACAACAUGCUUUGACUAGCCAGGCAUCAGCAUCAGCUAUGGCGGUAGUGCUUGUUAAAACAAAUGAAGAGAAGCUUGGAGUUGAAGGGACUCGAAGAGCAUAACACGUCGAUUUGAUGAGAACCUUUUCACCUUUUUUUGUUUUGUUUUCCACUGUAUUUCAGUGCAAGGUUUACAAAAAUGCACUGUAGUGACAGUGGGCCUGUUCUCAAACACUAGCACAUGCAUAUGUACUUCUAUUAUUUUUACUUCAAAGUUUUACAGUAAUUCAUAGUACUAUACAGUAGUUUCUUUUAAAGAAUUACAACAAAAAUCAGUUAUAAAGACCCCCCCCCCCCACUCUGUAGGAAUAACUAUCAGAUUAUUCUGUAUACCAGAGUUCCAUUUGUAAACUCCUUGUUUGAUGGUUUAGACAACACCAUGCUGUAUAUGUACUUAUUGUUCAAAAAGGCUUUAUAUCUGACCAUUCUGAAUUGAGCUACAAUGAGGAAAGUGGAACACGUUUCACUGAACUCACCUGUGCUAAGGUUCACCCUUCAUAUGGGUGUCGCUGUAGUGUAAACAAAUCUAUAUACUCCUUUGUCACAUGACAGGUUUCUAAGAGAUACUACUAACAAACAUGACACAUUUAUGGUAAAAAAAAAAAAAGUAUGCAAAAAAUAAUAAUUUUAUGACUAUUAUAAAAAAUAUUUAUUGCUUUUCUCUGUAAAUACAGCCUGAUGAAUUUAUUUGACCUCUUAAUAAAAAUAAGGACUAUAUUAAAAAACAA